CACCAUGCACGCCUGUGCAGGGUAUGGGACUGGAAACUCGCAUCUGGUUAAUCUGCGCGCCUUUCCCCCCUCUCUCUAAGGUCCCUUUAGGGAAUCGACAUCAACAUGGUCAUCCCCCAUAGUGGGUGUGCGCCACAGGUAGCGCGAAAUCGAACCACACCACCGCGAUCCCCGGAAGCCGGGGCCUGGAGGCAACCGUCCAAAUUCGUCGGCCAUGAGCGGCGCGAGGGAUUGCUCGCCGACGGGCGUGCGGCCGGUGGCACGGCGGGCCCAGUCACCCGCCAGCGGCGACCCAUCGUCGGAGAUGCAGGGCAACGUGACCGUGGGUCACGGAGGUGACCACUGGCUCCGGCAGUCCAUCACCAUCAAGAGCAAGGUGCGAGCCACAGUCGCCAGUGUCAGCACGUUCAGGGUCCGGUGCAAUAUGGUGGAGAGUUCGGGCAGCGCCAAGACGGUGGUGACCUGCACCUCGGAGAGGGGCAGCUCCACUCGGUCCGUGGUGCAGCAGAGGAGCACCACCAGUGGCGGCCACCCCGAGGUGGUGCGUGCCGCGACGUUCUCCCGCGAGAUGACCAACGGCACCAUGGAGACUAUCAACACCUACGAGGACAGCCGUACCGGUGUUCGGCAGCUGAGUGUGGGGCGCCACAUCGGGGACCGGUCGCAUGUGAGCGAGAAGAGCCGCAACGAGUUCACGGGCGUGGAGGAGAAGACCGAGCGGCUGGUCAACAUCCCGUACGAAGAGCUCGGCGGCUUCGAGAGCGAGUGGCGGCAGCGGACGGCGCGCAACUGAACCGUGGCAACGAGUCCGGUGCCCGUAGGACCCCUGGCCGCGACUCGACUGCGAUUGGCCGUCUUCGGCUUAGGCUCCACUCGCGGCGCAGAUUGAGGCCCACGCACAGCCGCUGGCUGAGAGAUGUGCCGCGAAAUUCCGUGCGCUUUGCGCUUGUGCGUCCCUAUUAAAACGAAACAACGAAGACUUGAAGGCGAUUCAACUUGUAGCAGAAGUCGACGAUGUCUUCCUGAGCGAGUUGGGGAGACGGCGUCGCUGCGCACGGCACCACUCUACCUCGUCACCCCACGCGUGAGG
Messenger RNA from Dermacentor andersoni, 1090 nucleotides. RefSeq names its product myeloid leukemia factor 2-like. The record is from RefSeq and is a predicted model, not a curated record. NCBI's taxonomy places the organism in Eukaryota, Metazoa, Arthropoda, Arachnida, Ixodida, Ixodidae.